AUGGCAUCAAUCUACAAGUUACAAAGACACUGCAACGGCGCAAAGCCUAACCUGCAGAUCAUUCAGGUAAUUGCAGAGCUCUCCGUGGUAAGUGACGGCGCCAUCCAGAAAGGAGAAGAAUAUCUGCAUGUAAGAGCCGCAGGAGUCACGGAGCUGAUCUUCCAGUGCUUCCAGCUAUUAAAACUUAAAGCUACGAGAACACAGCGAGAGAUGUCACCGGAAGUCGAAGAGGACGGGGUCGAAGCGGCGGUCUGCGAACAGCGGAGGUGCGCGGUCGGAGAGCAGGAGCAGCUCAGCGAUGAGGGCCUCAGCAGCGCAGAGAAACCUAGGAGCUCCGGGAAGUCGUCGGCGUCGGUGUGCCAGUGCAGAGGCGGGCGGGCGGCUUGUGCCAGUCUCCGCCAUGGCUUGUGCCAGUCUCCUCCAUGGGUGGGCCUGUACCUGCAGCAAGAGAGCACUGCUGCUGGGGCUGGCAGCUUGCGCGAGGACGCCGGGCGGACCUCCGUGGCCUAUCCCUCGAGCGCGAGGACGGCGGGAGAGAGGGAGCGGAAGCGGAAAUGCGGACCAGAGCGGCGGCGGCUGGGGUGA
Messenger RNA from Miscanthus lutarioriparius, 585 nucleotides. The record is from the annotation of a GenBank genome assembly. NCBI's taxonomy places the organism in Eukaryota, Viridiplantae, Streptophyta, Magnoliopsida, Poales, Poaceae.